AUGAACUACCUUCUAUUCUUUCUACUGAUUUCUGUAGCUAUCCUAUCUCAAGGUUGCAUAGAAGUCUGUGAAUGUCCGGAUCUCCUCGAUAGACUUUUUUGGCCAGCUAAAAACGAGACUUUGCAUACUGAAGGAGCGGGAUGUGUCAGAAAUAUCACCUGUAAGACAUCAUAUGCUUCGACCAUCGUAGCUUUUAAUUUCACCGACUCUGAAAUCCCUCGUCCUGUUGAUUCGAACUAUGCCGCAGGUGCCAUAUCUUUGAAUCCCGAGGUACAAACAGGACCGAAUAUCAAUAUAUUUCAAUUUUUUGGAAUGGUUUGUGAGAAUAAUGAAUGGUAUAUCACCAAAUACCCGCAUGGAGUUACCUUUAAAACUUCUACGGAAGAGGAAUUAGUAAUUGGAGCCAACGGAGAACUAGACGGGAAAAAGUCAAAAAUUAAUUUAUUUACUUGCGAACCUCCAUCAUAA
Caenorhabditis remanei is the source of this 468-nucleotide messenger RNA. RefSeq lists its product as uncharacterized. The transcript is spliced from 4 exons. The record is from RefSeq and is a predicted model, not a curated record. Bases 1 to 468 code for a protein of 155 amino acids. Lineage: Eukaryota; Metazoa; Nematoda; Chromadorea; Rhabditida; Rhabditidae.